AAUAAUGUAAAUGUGUUAUUUAUAACGAAAAAUGACUAAUGUUGCUUAUGUUAACAAAUUCGCAUAAACAAAUCUGCAAAAUACAUCUAGACUUUAUUGUUUCGGUCGACAAAGUAUAAGCCAUUCGAUAAGUCGUAAAAAACCAUUGAAGCCGUCAGUAUAACUAUCAUAGAAAUUAUUUGACAAAAAUGAAAGUAAUCUAUGUAUUACACUUCUGUGCUAUUUUAAGUGUUUUGGCUGUUGAUACUCCAGGACCUUCUCAAGAACCUACUCAAAGACUUGUUUCGGCAAGUGUUGGCACUAAAGAAAUCGUUGACGAUAUAGACGAAAUGAAGCAGAUUGAAACUACAAAUAUACUCAUUACAAGACAUAUUGAAACAAACAGCAUUUGGGACAUAAUAAAACAUUUUGUUGGUCUAGGUGAAUUCUCGAUGGUUCAAUUGACUUUUAUGUUUGCACUACCUGAACAAGAUUUUGAUGACAACUGUAUUAUGCAGCAUUUUUUGGAGGCUAGACUGCAACGAAAAUUAUUCAAAGACAUAAACCUCACAUUCGAAGAGGUUAGAACUCAAGUUACUGGUUCAAAAACUAAGGAUUCUCUUGGACUUGAGCGAAGAGUCAUGUUGAUACCAGUUUUAGCAUCAUUAAUAAACGAUAUUAUACACAACCCAGCGAGCCACAGUACUUGUUUUAAAGACACAUGUCGAAUCAUAGGAUUGUUCUUUAGUACAACAUGGCCAUUAUCAUACACAAAAGAGGCUAUAGUUAUACGCGGCCAAAGGUGUUCGAUACGACAUGGAAAUAGAGGCUUGAAGAUAUACAAAUACUUUGGGUCUUUUAUACAUGCUAUGGAUAACGGAAACCCUUCGAAGAAGGGAAAUAGCAUAGAUCUUGAGUUAGCAGAAUUCCUAUAGUCUCAGGUUUAUUUUACUAAAUAAUACAUAAGUUACUUAAUAAAGUACUUCUGUUAUAUUAUUUAAAUAUUUUUUUGCGUGCCAUAUUUGUAUAAAAAUUGUCAAAUAAUGUAACCUACUGUAUAAUAAAAAGUU
This is a messenger RNA of Adelges cooleyi (spruce gall adelgid), 1049 nucleotides long. RefSeq lists its product as uncharacterized. NCBI's taxonomy places the organism in Eukaryota, Metazoa, Arthropoda, Insecta, Hemiptera, Adelgidae. The record is from RefSeq and is a predicted model, not a curated record. The transcript has 11 exons. Bases 189 to 914 code for a protein of 241 amino acids.